AUGCCACAGACUGUUAGCAGCCGGAUUGCAGAAUGUUGCACUGCUGCCGAUAGCGAUGGCGGGAGCGCGCAGUUAUGCGUUGUGAGUAUUGGCUUCGAUAUUGAGUGCAUAACAGCCAAUAUUGUGCGCCGUGUGGUGGAAGCUUGCAACCUACCGUCACCCAAUGCAUGUGUUUCAUGUGUUGUUCUUCCUGACGGUACGGGGGAUAGCGUCCUUCUACGAGUGGCAAGCACACUCACUCGCAUUCUUUCUAAUAAUGAUAGUACUGUUCGUAAUGAUAACUCGGUGGCAGUGGUGAAUGUACACGCCGUGUUAGAGGGAACCAUGCCGCGGCAACGUUGCACUUACUACCAGAGUGGAGGUAUUGUGGUGUUAUGCAGCCGAGUAUUGUGCGCUGAUUUGCUGCAUCGCCGCGUUGCGCGUGAGUUGAUUGGGUGCGUUGUGGUGCUGUUGCGGAGGCAGCGGGUGGAUGGCAUCGCUCAUACAGUGGGUUUUUGUGCCGAAAUCCUUCUUCGAGGUGGAGGACCCCUCCUCCUUCCGACACACCGAAAGCAUCCACCCUUCGUCCUUCUUUCUGAUGAUCCCUUUUUUGUGCGCUACGCCAUUCAGCAUCCGCGGGUUCGGCAGGAGCCCUUUCUAGUUCAGGUACGCGUAGAUAAUGUGCUGCUGUUUCCACGCUUUCGCCUGGACAUCAUGCGACACUUUGAAAAUGUGGCGUCUCAGCGACCACUAAUAGUGGACCGCUUCACCGUUAAUAUGGCUAGGACGACUUACAUUCUUGAUGACUUGCUCUGUAAGGUUAUCAUGGAGAUUGUGACAGAACUUCAUGAGGUGUGUAAACGUAUGGGUCCUUCAGGCUGUUGCCGAAACCACAGCUGCUUUCCUAAUUCUAAUGACCAAGCACCCAGAAACGCGCAUAAGAGAGGCGCGUCUAAUACCCGUAGUGGUAUCGCUGACGGUGAUGAACCGCACUCCCGACUGGACCCCUUAUCGCAGCGUCAGAGGUUGGACCACUGUUCCGGAGGUCAACCCAACGGAUCACCCCCCGGCUACAGCAGAAAACCGUGGGUGGUGUCUGCGAAGCGGGCUGUCAUUAACUUUGCCGGUAUUUUGUACGAGAACGCGAUAAACAUCAAUGAUCGAAGUUUGGAUGAUGAUCUUCACUAUGCAUUAAGAACACAUGACACAGGCUGGCCAUACGGGAAACUGUGUGAAAGUCUUAUCGACCUGAGAAAACUUCGGCGCAUAGUGCGGUCCGGUUCUCCCUAUGCGGCCGUGCUGGAGUUGGAAGAGCUACUGAUGGAACGAACCCCUCGGUUUGCAGGUCCUAGUUUGAGAACAGGGUGGGCGACGGUUCAGCAUCCGGAUGCCCUUUGGACACUGUCUCAGCACUUUUCUUCCAUUACGAAACUCUUCGUGUACCGUAUAGGUGAGGUGAAGGAGGUGAGCAACACCACCCCACAAUGUGGCGGUUGCACGUCUAGAACGUAUAUCAACGUGGACACUGCGACCCCAGCCAGUGUGGAGGAUGAAGACUCCAGCAAGGUCAUUGUCAUUGAUGGUGAUGAUACCAACACCGACAGUGGCACUGACGAUGAUGAUGAUGACGACAACGAUGAUGUACUCUGUGUGUCAGAAGUUAGGCCCAAGCGCUUUCUUGUUCCCCGGGUUGACGAGGUGGAUCCAUGCAUGGAGCUUACAAAUCGGCUCACAAUGAACUGGGGGAGAGAUGCACAUCGCAAACAAGUGAUUGGGGCAUCUGCUUUGUCUUCAGACGAUCCGCUGAAGGUAAAACCACGGGUUUUGAUGGUUGUUGUGUUUGGUCGUAUGGCUUUCCAGCGGUACUCCUGUCGGCUUGCUUAUUCACUGGCCGACUUCCAGGCGUUGGACUUGGAUUGUUUUGUGACGAUGUACCAAGGAAGGCACGGUGCAAAACAGCAGCGGUACACACAGAAUCCAACACCAGAGGCUUCCGAUGCGGCGAAGCUGCGUACAUGGUUUUUUCAUCACAAAGUAGAAAGUGUGGAUGAUGAUGUCGAGCACAAAGCAGGUGAGGGUGCCGACGACGAUACCGAGAAGCAGGGUGGCUUGGAUAAUUCCACUACUUUCUCAAAAGACCCCAGCUUCCUUUUUUCAGAUAAAUGUAGUGUCUUGGGAGGGCCUCGCGGGAGUGACAACGUCGGUUUGAGCACAUCCACAGAUGGUACAUCGCAUUUAAAUGAAAGUGGUCGCAACUGCGGCCAUAACGGCGUAUCCUUGCAUCGCUUGAUUAUGAAACAAGGCCAAUCACUGUCGUCCAUGCAUCGCUCACAAGGAGGUUUGCGGAAUGGGAGCGAUGGACUAACGGACGCCGUAACAGCUUCGGCGGCGCCUGGAUCGAGCACUUGCAUCUUGAAGUUUGACUAUGCUCGGGACAGUGUUGCACGGCUGACUUUCCAUUCGUGUGAAGGUGACUCUUCACCAUCGGCACUGCCACUGCACGUGGCUGUGGUGGAUGGGAACAAAUUGUGUGUGUCAAGUCUCGUUGAGUUCAUAAAGGGGACACACAGUGCACUCACUCCUGAUAGCACCGAUGACGACGGGGCGCCUGCUGAUUCAUUGAGGGUAGUCAGGAUUAUUGUCGUUGAGCAGCAGCUGCGUUUCAUGCGUAUGCUUGAGAUGGCACAAGAUGUGUUAUCACCUCAACAUUUGAAAAAUCUUCGCGUUCAGGUUUUGGUGGAGCGAUCGCCUGCGUCAUCGUCUGCACCUUCAUCGCAAACUGGCGGCGGUACUCUUCCUGAGGAUCCUGUGGUGGCUGAGGAGCAAGAAGCUUUUGCCGCGCUCGCGCAUGCGAAGGCAACCCUUCCGGCAACGCUAAUCGCUGAUCGAAAUGCCGUUCGUUUAGUGGAGGAGCGUCUCGAUUCUGCCGUACUCGACGAGGGGCGAGUCCGCAGGGGGCGCCGCCCUUCCCGGAAUGGUUUGACUUUGCUCGUUGAAGAUGAAAAUACCAACGGUAUUUCAGCAAAGGGUGGCAGUGGAGGAGCUCCCCUUGUUGUGUUUGAUGAGCGUGAAUUUCGGUCUAGACUGCCUUAUGAACUGUACUGCCGUGGAAUUGACUUAGUCCCACUAACUCUUUUGACCGGAGACUAUGUUCUUUCUCCAACUUACGCGCUUGAGCGCAAGAGUUUGCUAGACUUCAUUCACUCACUUCACACUGGACGUGUUAAUUCCCAGCUUUCACGUCUUUCCCGGUCUUAUGAUCACCCUAUGCUACUUAUUGAGUUUGACCGCAGCACUCCCUUCCGACUCUCCUUUGGACUCGCUGGCAGUGUGGGAGAACAUAGUGAGACCGGUUUGUUUUCUCGAAUCGCUCGGAUCUUCACUUCCUUCCCGCGGGUACACGUAAUCUGGACUCGUGAUGCAACACAGUCCGCAAGUUUCAUUCAUUCUAUGAAACGCACAUGCGCUAGUGAGUCGAUUGAUCCGAGUGCCCCAUAUUUGACUUGCGCAACUGUUGAUUACUAUUGCCCAGCGGGGGCAAAGGAAUCUUCGCAUUACGCCACUCGCGUGCUUUCCUGCUUUCCGGGGGUUACACCAAAAAAUUUGCAGCGUGUCAUGGCACUUUGUGGUUCGCUAGCCGGCUUGGGAACCGUUGAAGAAGAGGCCCUUGCAGGUGUAAUGGGGAGCGCUGCUGCCAGGGAACUUUAUGCCUUUAUACAUGGGGAAUCUGUGCCACCUACUCAGACAUAA
Molecule: messenger RNA, 3729 nt
Organism: Trypanosoma brucei brucei TREU927
Lineage: Eukaryota; Euglenozoa; Kinetoplastea; Trypanosomatida; Trypanosomatidae
Product: DNA repair protein, putative
Exons: 1
Coding region: 1-3729 (1242 amino acids)
Biological process (GO): double-strand break repair via homologous recombination; resolution of meiotic recombination intermediates; nucleotide-excision repair involved in interstrand cross-link repair
Cellular component (GO): nucleotide-excision repair factor 1 complex
Molecular function (GO): single-stranded DNA endonuclease activity; damaged DNA binding; single-stranded DNA binding
Source: RefSeq, a predicted model, not a curated record